GCGCAUCUGUAAGGCACCCUUUUCCCGCGUUUGUGAAGAGUACAUAUAGUACAGUACGUACAUGUGCACGCCAUCUCGGAAUCUCGUUAAGCGCAGAAGCACAGCGGCUCCGGGUUCGUCGGGAAGGCGCCCAGCACACUGCCACCUCACCCCCGUCUUAUCAGGCCAGGCCAGCGAUGCCCGAUAUCCCGCCGUCUCCCAAACCUCGCUCAUCUUCCUCUCUGCCAUCCACUAUACAACGAGCUCAUUAAUGAACAACCCAAGUCUAUUGCGAAUCCGAGUAUAAUUUGGCUGCACCAGCCAGUCUUUUUCGGCACAAUGGUGCAACCACGGGGUCCCCCGGUCGUCAGCGCUAACCAAGGAGAUGCUGGGGUUCGCGGUCUCUCCAAGAUCUAUAACUUUGUCAUGACUCCCGUCAUAUUUGUCUCAUUUCUCGUCUCGCUCGCCAUAGUCGACUUCCGCUACUCGGUGCGGCGUUCGCACUUCCACGCUGAGGGGGCCCGGCGGCCGGCUUGGCUGCCGCAGUGGCUGCACCGCGUCAUCUACCGCUAUCAGCGAUAUCAGUAUGUUGCGCGCGUCGACGAUGAGCGCGAGCAGCGGCCGCCCGACGGCGCCGCCGGCGGCCAGUUCUACCACAGCAAGCAGCGCACCCUCAUGAAGAUGGAGGCCGACGAGGCCUUCGAGGUCCGCAGCAGCGUGCUCGUGCUCCUGGGUCUCGCGAGCCUGGGUGUGGUCUGGGCAGCGUGGCGCGUCUUGUGCUGGGGGUCGGUGCUUGUGGGAGAGCUGAUGAGGUCUCGGGUAUAUACGAACUGAGCAUGCGCGGCCGCAGAAAUACUAGCACCCGCCGUUUCAAUGCCUCCGUGGCGUCCACUGACGUCCUGGAGAAUGCAGAGGUUUUUGUAACCUUGCGGUUUCUUUCUGCUGGCACAUACCAUCAAGCUCGAGUUGCUAAAGCUCGGC
Messenger RNA from Lasiosphaeria miniovina, 960 nucleotides. RefSeq lists its product as uncharacterized. The coding region runs from base 319 to 813 and encodes 164 amino acids. The transcript has 2 exons. The record is from RefSeq and is a predicted model, not a curated record. Lineage: Eukaryota; Fungi; Ascomycota; Sordariomycetes; Sordariales; Lasiosphaeriaceae.